Molecule: messenger RNA, 4272 nt
Organism: Athalia rosae (coleseed sawfly)
Lineage: Eukaryota; Metazoa; Arthropoda; Insecta; Hymenoptera; Athaliidae
Gene: Nup154
Product: nuclear pore complex protein Nup155
Exons: 26
Coding region: 273-4193 (1306 amino acids)
Biological process (GO): protein import into nucleus; RNA export from nucleus; transcription-dependent tethering of RNA polymerase II gene DNA at nuclear periphery
Cellular component (GO): nuclear pore; nuclear pore inner ring
Molecular function (GO): structural constituent of nuclear pore; protein binding
Source: RefSeq, a predicted model, not a curated record
CUAGUCAAUUUUAUGAAUAGCAAGAUAAAAAACAUAUCCUUUGAUCCUCAGUGAUUCUGGUGAUGAGGAUUCAGUGACGUCUGUGAAUAAUUAGAAAAUUUUUCUACUCAACGCAAAAGAGGGGACGAGUUUGAUUUUACAUGAAUUCGUUCUAUCACUGUGCAAACUUUACCUACCCGCCAAAGCCGGCACCCUACGUGGGGUGGCGUUAUAAACAUUGAUUGUGAAAAUUUGUGGCAUAUCAGCAAGUAACAUCAUUGGAAUCAAAAACAAUGGAGCCUUUGAAGAUUCAUUUGGAUGCCUUAGAAAUGGCGGGGAAGAUGUUGGACAAACACAUUAUAGCUGAUAGCAAUUUUCCAUCAUUAUUAAAUCUUAUGCAUUAUAAUGCACAAGGAGGCCCAACUGUGAGUGGUCUUGAUGAUCAUGAUUAUCCAAAUCUAAGCAGUGCUGCUAUGAGUUUUGCUAACAUUAACCAAAUGAGGAUGCAUGGCAAAGUACCAUUACCCCCUGAAGUAAUGGAGCAUUUUGGACAUAUGCAAUGCCAUUGUAUGAUGGGCCUCUUUACUGACAUUUCGAAAGCUUGGCUCACGAUCGACAGUGACAUAUAUGUCUGGUCUUAUGAAAAUGGGUCUGAUGUAGCGUAUUUUGAUGGGCUCAAUGAAACCAUCAUAAGCGUUGGAUUAGUCAAACCAAAACCAGAAAUUUUUCAACCUUAUGUCAAGUAUCUAUUGAUACUUACUACAACUGUUGAGAUUUCUGUACUUGGAGUGACAUUUACUGAUCCAAGCGAUGGAACACCUGAAGAAAUGCAGCUUGUCCCAGAGCCAAUAUUCAUUGUUCCUACGGACGGAAUCGCCAUCACAACUAUAGCUAAUACUAAUAGUGGACGAAUAUUUCUUGGUGGAAGAAAUGGCUCUCUGUAUGAGAUAUAUUAUCAAGCAGAAAGCACAUGGUUUGGCAAGCGUUGCAAGAAAAUAAAUCACUCCGAGGGUCCGCUGUCAUUUUUAGUCCCAUCAUUCGUAACUGUGGCCUUAUCCGAGGAAGAAGCAAUUGUACAAAUAUCGGUAGAUGAUAGUCGAAAUAUUUUAUACACGCUCGGCGACAAAGGUACCAUUGCGGUCUGGGAUAUUGAUAAAGGAAGCGCUUCAAAAAUCACUUCCGUGUCCCAAUCUUCAUUGGUUCAGAACGCUGUCCACAUUGUUAAAACACUUGACAGUAACAAUUUCCGGCCAUUAGUGAGUAUAUCUGCUAUUGCAGAAUCGGAAUCAAUUCAUCUGAACUUAGUUGCUGUUGCAGCAACUGGAACACGUUUCUAUUUAUCGUGCAGCUCGAUAACAAAUCCAUCUAGUAGACCACAUUGUCUGCAAUUGAUACACGUCAGGCUUCCACCAGGAUAUGCAGCCAAUGCUCCUGUGUCAAGACCAAGAAAAGUACAAAUGGCACAUUACAGGAAGGGAACUCUUCUUCUUAUCUGUGGCGGAGACACCGAAACAGCUUGGUGUUUGAGCAACGAUGCUUAUCCAUUCACAAAUUACUUAGCCGAAACCCAAAGCAUUUUACCACUAGAUAGCCCUGCGUGGGCAAUGGCGGAAAUCCCUGGAGAAACUGUUGUGCACAUCGAAAAACAGUCUAAUCCGAACGGAGAUCCUCCGUUGCUGGUUAGACAACAUAUGGAGGCACCUCGGAAAUUUAUAUUCUUAACAGCGCAGGGUGCUAUAAUUUUGGUCCAAGUACGACCCGUCGAUAUUCUUAGGCAACUUUUAUUGGAGCAACGAGGACCAGAUACUGAAGCUGUGCGCAUGUAUUUCCAAAGUCAGUCUCCGGAACAAGCGUGUGCCACGUGCCUUAUCUUAGCUACACUCGAAAGUUCGCAGAAUGCUCAGCUUUCCGAUUGGGCUACGAGAGCGUUUUUCCUGUACGGAGCCCAAAAAAUAACGACGUUCUCCAGCGGGGUUGAUCCUCAUUAUGGUCUCGCCAGUUUGCAAUCUGGUGAUCUUCGUACAUCAACACCACGGUCUCAGAGAUUUGACCCAAGAUCUCCGGUUCACAGGUCAAAUUCACAGAUGCCUGUGAAUUCAGAUGUAGCACUCCAACAGUUUUCCGGAAAACACGGUGGCCUGUAUCUUUAUGUAGGAAGAAUACUUCGACCUAUAUGGAAUGUGCGUUGUAUCAAGCAAGAAGUAGUGAAUAACAAAGUUCAGAUCCUAAGCACUGUUCCAACAGCACACAUUGGGUGGAUACUGGGUCAUCUCCAGGCAUUGAGGGCGUUCUUGAAUAAAAAUACCAACAUUUCUAAACAGCAUAAUACUACCAGAAAUUCAACAAACGGAUUUGAAAGUUCUUUGUCGCCACAUCUCCAAGAGCCAAUAAUCGAAGAACGUAAUUCCCUGGAUGCUUUGAAAGUAUUUAUUACACACGCCUGCGAAGUACUUGGCCUAUGGCGAAUAUUAUGUGAAAAUCAAUUGCAUAACAUCGUCAGCUGUUUGACGAAAGAUCAAGUUAAUCAAUUUACAACAGCGACAUACCGAGACUUGAUUUUGAUCGGUCACGAGAUAUCUUCUCUAUUGAUUGUACAUUUAAUUGAUAGUUAUCUCGGAGAUAAUGCCUCAGUCGAUGCAGUAAGCUGUAAAUUACGUGAGGUUUGCCCAAAUCUAUACAGAAAUGAAGAUGCUGUUUGUUCAAAGGCAAACGAAAUUAUUUUGAAAGCAAAGAAUUGCACAAGUCCGGAAGAAAAAGACAGUUACCUACAAUCUGCGCUGAAGCUUUGUAAAGAAGUAGCUCCUCGCCUGAACUUGGGUGCAGUGUGUCAGCAAUUUGUGGUAUGCCAAUUUUAUUUCGGUGUCCUUGAGCUGUGUCUCUGUUGCGCAGAGAGGGUCGAUCCAAAUAAUGCUGCUCUACAUUAUUACAAAAACAACGAACCGGCAGAGGAUCAAGAAGGAAAUCUGGCAUACAUAAAAAGGGUCGAAAUUUACAAGGAAUUCACAGCUAUGUUGGAUCAUUUGUAUAACCAGAGCAUGUCGAAUCCGUUGACACCUACUAUACCAAGUAAACCUGGACCCCCACAACAUAACAAUUCAAUAACAACUUCUGUUCCGGCAAAGGAAUUGUUACACGAGAUUAUAGACGACGCAUUGCAUUCCCCAUGUGAAAUAUUGCACACUUCAAUUUAUUCGUGGAUGAUAGACCGAGGGCUGCAUGGCGAACUCGUUGCUCUCACCACCCCUUCGUUAGAAGCAUAUCUGAUUCGCGUUAACGCACCCGAGCUUUUAUGGCAGUAUUAUGAACGGAAUAAGAAUCACGCUGCUGCUGCAAGAAUUCUCGACGCUUUAGCUACGAAAGUUAGUUCAGACGUACCUUUAUCCCAGAGAGUCGAGUACUUGGCUCGUGCCGUUGUAUGUAUGCGCAGUGAUCAAGUGGGUUACGCUCCGUAUCUUGGAAUUUACCUUAGAGAAUUGGAAGACAAUGUGGAAGUAGCUAGAAUACAGCAACAGAUUUUGGACACAAUUUGUAGUCAACAACACUUAUUGAAUCCAAUGACUGUGAGGGUCGCACAAAAGAGAUUAAAUUCGUCACUACUGGAUGUGACACAGUUGUAUGAAGAAUAUGCCGAACCCCUGCAACUCUGGGAAUGUAAACUUGCUAUAAUACAUUGCUCCGGUCAUCAAGAUUCUAUGUUGAUUCAAGGAAUUUGGACAAACAUAAUUGAUAAUGAGUUGAAAAAUGCAGUGGCGCCUUCCGCUGAAGAUAAAAUGGUGAUUCUGAUGACUAAAGUUAAACUUUUAGGCCAAGAGUACUCUGGAACACCCCAUUGUUUUCCAAUUGAUUUCCUCAUCAAACAACUAGAAUUGAGGGCUUGCCGAUUACGAGUCUCAAACAACCACAUAAUAUCAGGCUUCUUGCAAUUGGGUGUUUCCAUAGAAGAUCUUCUAGACCUAUAUGACAAAAUGAUUGGAGGCAAUAAUCGUACUUGGCUAACGGAAGGAAAUGAACUUCACCUCAUUGAAUCGACAGCCAAUCUGGUGACUUAUUUUACAUCAAGCUCCAAUAUUACAAACACUUUCAUCAGGAGAAAAAUUACCGCUAAAUGUCAAGACGUGAUCGCCAAAUGUUUAACAACGGUAUACAGCAAACCUAAUGCAGAUGAAUUGAUAAACAGACUCAGAUCGAUACAGAGCGUGUUGAAUCGAAUGUAACUCAGUUUUUUAAUCCAGUAGAUGCUCUGGUCUCGAAAAAAGUACUUUCAAAAUAUAACAAGACUUUUGGUUUUUAAAA